AUGGAUGAAAUUGCGAGCUUGAUUAAGCAGAGAGGCCGCGUUAAGGCCAAACUUACUACAUUCGGUAAUUUUCUUUCUCUGUUAGUUAUAGAACCAGAAAAACAACUGGAAUUAAGCAGUCGUUUAGAGAAAGCCGAAAAAUUAUGGAAUGAGUUUGAAUUGUUGCAAAAUAAAAUAGAGGAUUUAGAUGAUUCUGAAGCUCAAACGCACCAGCGUAUAAAUUUUGAGGAUUCGUACCACGAAUUGAUAAGCAGGGCUCGACAAAUCAAGUUGAAAGAACGCCCAACGAGUCCUCAGCUCGCAACAGGUAUGCCUCAAGCAGUAAUUCCGCAACCAGCUGUCGUAAUUGAACCUGCAAUCGCUCAAACGCGCACGAUAUUGCCAACCAUAGAUUUGCCUAAAUUUGACGGUAACUAUGAGCGGUGGGUACCGUUUAGAGACUUAUUUGAAUCACUUAUAGCAACAAGUCUAGCUCUUUCAGCUGUUCAAAAAUUAUAUUAUUUGAGAUCUGCACUGACCGGUGAAGCAGCUAAGGUGAUAACCUCGUUAGAAAUAACCAACGAUAAUUAUGUAAUCGCUUGGGAAUUAUUAAAAAAUAGAUACGAGAAUAAGCGUUUAAUAGUGCAACAUCUAAUUCAAACGUUGCUCGAUUUGCCGUCCAUCAAUAAAGAAUCUUAUGCAGGUUUAAGGCAGUUAGUAGACAACGUGUCUCAGCAUGUUCAAACUUUAUCAAAGCUGGAGCAACCUGUUGGGAGCUGGAGUACAUUGCUAAUUCACAUUAUAUUACCAAAAGUGGACAGGGGUUCACGGAGGGAGUGGGAAUUAAAACGAUCCAAAAUGGAGGAAUUCCCCACUCUAACAGAAUUUAUAGAUUUUUUAAUAAAUCGUAGUACUUUUUUAGAAGCAUUGUCUCAUGCAAAUCGCAAUGUGCAGCCCUCUGGCGAUACUUGCAAUAAUAAG
Messenger RNA from Cyphomyrmex costatus, 960 nucleotides. RefSeq lists its product as uncharacterized. Lineage: Eukaryota; Metazoa; Arthropoda; Insecta; Hymenoptera; Formicidae. The record is from RefSeq and is a predicted model, not a curated record. The annotation marks the transcript as partial. The transcript has a single exon.